Molecule: messenger RNA, 847 nt
Organism: Pararge aegeria (speckled wood butterfly)
Lineage: Eukaryota; Metazoa; Arthropoda; Insecta; Lepidoptera; Nymphalidae
Product: gamma-interferon-inducible lysosomal thiol reductase-like
Exons: 7
Coding region: 142-765 (207 amino acids)
Molecular function (GO): oxidoreductase activity, acting on a sulfur group of donors, disulfide as acceptor
Source: RefSeq, a predicted model, not a curated record
AAACUGAUAGAAGUUCUUUUUUCAAAUAAUCAGUGCCCGACGCGCAUUACAUUUUUGUGGUUGAUCUUUUCAUUGUGCUUAGGGUUGAUCUAAUGAAUGCUUUUUAAUCUAUGGUCUUAAUAAUUAAAUUAAAAUCACAAGAUGAAGUCGUUGGCAGUUCUGUGCUUCCUGGCGCUGCUGUGCGGCGCGCUCGCCAAGAACAAACGGGAUGACAAGGUAAAGAUAGCGGUAUACUACGAGUCGCUGUGCCCGGACAGCAAGAAGUUCAUCACGUCGCAGCUGGCGCCCGUGUGGCGCGACCUGCGCGGCGGCGUCAAGGUCAAACUCGUGCCCUACGGCAAGAGCACGCACGACAAGAUAAACGGCAAAUGGCAGUUCACCUGCCACCACGGAGAGGACGAGUGCUACGGCAAUAAGGUCCAGUCGUGCAUCUUGAAGGACCGCAGCCUGCAGGACACGGAGAAAAUGGAGCUGGUCAUCUGCCUCAUGGGACAGGCGCACCCCGACAAGUCGCUCGACACGUGCCUGGAGCAAGUGCGGCGCUCGUCCGAGGCGGACAAGCUGAAGCGCUGUGCGGGCGGCGAGCAAGGCGCCGCCUUGCUGGCCUCGUUCGGCGACAAGACCGCGGCCGUGCAGCGCCCGCUGAACUUCGUGCCCACCGUCGUCAUCAACGAGAAAUUCGACCAGGCGUUACAAGAGGAGUCGCAGACGGACCUCAAGGGCAUAGUGUGCCGGCUGUCACCCAGCAAGCCCAGCGCCUGCUAAACGGGCUCUUCACCCUACUCCAUGUAUAGCUUAUAAGUACAUUAACAUUAUAACUGUAAUUUAAUUAAAUUUCUACAUAUUU